AUGCGGCACACGGCUUGUGGUACAGGCCGAGCCCGUCCUGCUGUGCCAUGUCUCUAUCUAAAAGCGUGGCGCUAUUGCAAACCAGGCGAUCCUUUCUUGACACUCCCCCCCCCCCCCUCCGAGAGCACCCCUUCCUCCCUCGCGAUCGCACGGAACCCCCUCCCCCACCCUUCGUUGUCGCCGGUGUCUGCCUUCCGCGCCUCUCUUCCUCUGGUGCUACUUGCUGGGACUACUGUGUUCGGCGCCUGCCCCGCAGUUGCCGACAGAGAUAUCCACGUCGCGUAUGACUUCACAGGACCUGUCCUUGGGAAAGGCUCGUUUGCCACCGUACUCAGGGUUAGGGAUCGCGUGUCUGGCUCCGAGUACGCGGUUAAGCAGAUCGACCUGCAUGCGAUCAAGGAUUCACCGUCAAGCCUGCGGAUGAUCGAGAGGGAGUGCCGCACCAUGAUGACGUUAUCGCACCCAAACAUUGUGCGAUUGCAAGAAGUGUACCGGCCGCCCUCGGCAGACCGUCUGUACAUGGUCCUCGACCGGUUGGAGGGAGGAAGCGUGGACGGGCUGUGGCGCCGUGUCGGUCAGCUGAGCGAUGAUCACGCCGCGCACAUCAUCCUGCAGAUUGUGUCCGCCGUACGAUAUUGUCAUGACAGAGGGAUUGCGCAUCGAGAUCUCAAGAUGGAAAACUGCCUCUACGAAGACUCCUCGCUCGUGCCCAUCGUCAAGGUGAUCGACUUCGGGUUGUGCGCCGAGAUGAAGGAUGGAGUGACGUCACGCGCCUUCGUUGGCACAGUGCUCUAUACUGCGCCAGAAAUCCUCAAGGUUGACGGGCACAACGUCGCCUGUGACCUAUGGUCGCUGGGGGUGAUGGCGUUCGCUCUGGUUAGCGGACAGUUCCCGUGGUACUCCGACUCAAAGGAUGUGUGCGGUCAGAUGAUCAAGUACUCCCCUCUCCAAUUUCCGAAAGAGAAAUGGAAGGGUGUGUCACCCUUGUGCCGUGACUUCAUCGAGAAGUGUCUGGUGAAAAAGCCGAAAAAGAGGAUCACCGCAGCGCAGGCUCAGCAGCACCCUUGGUUGCAAAAAGCCGCCCGUUUGAUGGAGGGGGGAGCGCCCCUGUCGAAGGAGUCGAUGAUGGCCAUGCUCGAGUACCAAAACGGAAACACUUUCCAGAAGAUCGUGAUGGAACUCGUGGCUUACUCUUACGAGCCGGCGCAAAUCAAGGACCUCGAGUUGGACUUCCUGCGGAUGGACAAGCAGGGCAAGGGAGAGAUCAGCCUGGAAGAGUUCAAGGAUGGUCUGCAGGAGCGAUGGGCCGUGCUAGAUGACCCUUCGUGGCCUAACACUCCUCCACCUGGCGGCGAUUCCAGCAUCCUCGGGACUGUCAGCACACAGAACGGAUGCCCACUAGGUGGGGGCAACAACCUCGGUGGAUCUCGAAGUCGGCACCAAGAUGAAGCUUGCACAGUGCUGUCGACAUGGCGGCAUUACGGCAGCGGAACCCUCACCAACACCUCCAGCGGCAGGGCAAGCGGAAAGCUUGCCAACAGAAGAGUACGCGUGGGGGCGAAGCGGUCGACCGCUGGCAAGGAAGGUCCACCCGACGUCGGCGGCAGUGGAGAACCGCGCGGCACCGCGGAGCCUCUCGAUGGGCGGCCACGCCUUGACCCUACCGGUGAUGAGGGUGUGGUAGAUCCCGACGCCCUGAAGGCGGCCCUUCUGGCGGUGCAGGCAGACGCGACGGUGUCGAGAGAGGGGCUGCACAGGAUGCUAAGGGCGGUACAACGCAAGCCUUUCCGGGAAGACUCGGAGCCCGUCUCCAGCGAGGGCAAGGUUGCACACAGCGCUGCCAUAAGCGCUCGAAGCUCGGGAGAGGCAUCACUCAUACACGGCGAGCGCGAUCGCAGGUGCAUGAAGAUGAACGACGACUGGGCCGAAGAAAUCUUCAGGGCUAUGGACCACGACCAUUCCGGCAGUAUCACGUUUACAGAUUUUGUUGCGGGCUGCCUCGUCGAGAAGCAGGUCGGAGAGGCUGCCCUUCAAACGGCAUUCGCCAGGCUCGAUCUCGACAGGUCAGGACUCAUCUCGCUGGAUGACGUCAAGCUGUACCUCGGGGAAGACUUCAGAGAGGACGACAUGGUACGCAACAUGAGGGCCAUCUCUACACGGGAGGACGGCCAGGUGGCUUACAAUGACUUCAAGAAAUGUUUGUUGUGGGGAGCCCUGCCGAAUUCUCAAGUGGUUACGCCGGCCAGGUCCAGGAGCGCCUCCUUCAGGGCGUUGUCCAAAAUGGUUUCAUCGAACGACCUCAACAAAAUGGACGUCGAGGGGGGAAAGGACCUGGACGCCGAAGAAAGGGCCGUCGUCAAGGCAGCCGCUUUCACGUGACACACCCUGAGUCAAGGGGUUUUCUGCGGGGAUGGGAGUGGCGCAGCCCCGUCAGAACAGAAUCGCCCCGUCGCGGUCUGGUAAUUUGUUUUUCGUGCUCUGUGCAUGCCUUGCUUUUUCGUUUCGCUGCGCCAUGUGUAGGUUGUGUUGUUUUGGUGGAAUAUCUGACCCCCUGUGUUCCGUCGAAAGAUGUUCGUCGGUCAACAGGUGGUGUGCUGAUGUUUGUGUCAUUGAGUGUUGUAUUGCGUCAGCGUGCGGGGUAAUACCCACUGCUGCUGCCGAGACGGCGUGCUGUGUUUUCUGGUACCGCACGAUGGGCGGAGGGGGGAAUAAGCGUGCUUGCCGUCUUCAGCGCCUGGUGUCCAAAGCAGUGUUGGGCUUGACGUUGACAAGAUAAUAUAUAGACAGCGAGUGUCUCAUACAGGCAUGCGGGGGCAAGACGCAACCAACCGCGUCUCGCUGUAUUUGUGCCUUGCCGGUGCUGCGCCGAGGAAAGCUCAUACCAGAGUGGCGGUGUGUUGUGUUGGUGGAGCAUUUUUCUUUCAAGCGGACAACAGCGCCAAGCUAGUUAGAGAUACUCAUUAAUAAACUGUGGCCGACGGGGAAACGCUCAACGGUGGGGAAUGCCGUUUGUAUAAGUUCGAUCUUGUUUGUAGAUAUGACAACGAUACUCUGUGUGUGUUUGGUUAUGUGCUCUUUUUGGUUUUGUUUGUGACUUACCGGUAUUUUUUUUGGUGUCGUUGGUUUUUUGUGUUUGGCAAGACGUACGUACAUCAAAUGUGCGUCACAGGUAAACGACUUUUGGGAAAAAACCAUCACCACGCUAGAGUGAGUAAUAGUACACGGAGUGUUGGUCUUCAGGCUUUGCAAAGAAGCGCACAUGUAAUCCAUGGGGGAAGAUUGUAUGCAAAUGCACGUUUGAUUCGGAACACCGUACGGUACCUGCUUGGUGUGUAUCGUUCCCAUUUUCUGCUGAACACACCAGUCGCGAUCUCCGGGGCUGGCUGCGUUGUCGACACACAGUUAUGUAAAUAAAUGUCGACUGUAUGGGAGACACAACGAGAUAUUUAGAGAGUGGAGCCAACUACGUAGAAGGUGCGUUCACUGUUUUGUCGUAAGGUGCUUGUCGCCUCGCUGCUGACCAGGUCUAAACUGAAAAAGAUCGAGUCGCUCUUAACCGGUAGUUUUUUGGGGUGGUCGCAACUGGGGAGAAAUUUGUGAGGGAGGUGCGGCGGAGCAACUCGGAGCCCUUUACAGGUGUCGCUGAGUUUUCGUCGCUGCUGGCAGAUUUAUUUUGAGGCGCGC
This is a messenger RNA of Ectocarpus siliculosus, 3684 nucleotides long. NCBI's taxonomy places the organism in Eukaryota, Phaeophyceae, Ectocarpales, Ectocarpaceae. The record is from the annotation of a GenBank genome assembly.